Messenger RNA from Notechis scutatus (mainland tiger snake), 4557 nucleotides. The record is from RefSeq and is a predicted model, not a curated record. Lineage: Eukaryota; Metazoa; Chordata; Lepidosauria; Squamata; Elapidae.
AUGGCAACUGUCUUUGUCCAGCAACAGCCACAGGGGCAAAAUGUUCUCCUGGAUCUUACUGUCCGGAAGGGAGUCCUGAACCCAUUCUGUGCCCGCCAGGAUUUUACUGUAAUGCACCAGGUUUAUCAGCUCCAAGCGGUGAAUGCGCUGCUGGGUUUUACUGCAUUGGAGGCUGUGGGGUCUACAGCGCCAAGCCUCUGCCCACCAGGGACCUUCUCAAAUCGAUUUGGCCAAAGUACGGUUUCUGACUGUCAACUCUGCCCUUCUGGGUUUUACUGUGAAGGUUCUGGACUGACGAUCCCAACUGGAGAAUGCAAGGAAAGUUACUACUGUGAUAGUCAGAAAGGACCUGUCAGCAAUUACACCCUCUACCCUUGCCCGCAAGGCUAUUACUGCCCCCCAGGGACACAGUGGUCCACACAGUACAGCUGCCCCCUGGGGACCUUCGGAGCCAAACCAAGGUUAACGAGCAUUCUGGAGUGUCAAAACUGCCCACCAGGAAAAUACUGUUCAUCUCCUGGAUUGGCAGGACCAACAGGUUUUUACUGCCCAGAAGGAACAGGCUUGGACUGGAAACCUUGCCCUCCAGGGACCUACAACCCCAUCCAAGGAAUAAGAAGCUUGGUUGAAUGCCACAUUUGUGAUGGCGGGAAGUUCUGCCUGUACCAUAAUGCAACAGAUGUCACGGGAGAAUGCUGGGAAGGAUUUUACUGCACUCAAGGCUCAAAUCGUCCCAACCCUAAUGCCCAACUCAAUGUUCAGGCUGGCGCAUGCCCUUCUGGCUAUUACUGUCCAAGGGGUACCAUUAUUCCCAAUCCUUGUCCAGUGGGAACAUUUGCUGCUGAAUCGAGGUUACAUUCAGAGGUCGAGUGCUCCCCUUGUGUGCCUGGCCACUUCUGCAACACUCCCGGGUUGGCAGCCCCCACCGGACCAUGUCAAGAAGGGUUCUUUUGUAUCUUGGGCUCAAUGUUCUCCAACCCACUGACCACAAGCCAGAGUGGAGGUCCUUGUCCCCAAGGAUAUUUUUGCCCUCAAGGCACAGCUAAUCCACUGCCUUGCCCAGCGGGAACCUAUAACGAUUUGGAGAAGCAAGCCAGAUGCCUUCCCUGCUCCAACGGGUACUUUUGUCUUCAAAAUUCCUCUUCCUUGGUCAACAGCCAAUGUCCAGUUGGGCAUUACUGUCCUCCUGGCACAAGGUCCAAAAAUCAGUUUCCAUGUCCUCAAGGGACUUACAACCCCAACAUAGGAAUCAGUAAUCUCUCUCUGUGCCUACUAUGUACACCAGGUCAUUAUUGUGGCUUCCCAGGUCAGGCCCAGGUCACCGGCCCUUGUUCAGCAGGCUAUUACUGCCUGGCAGGUGCUUCUAUCCCAACCCCAAUGAAAGAUCUGCUGGGGAAUAUAUGUCCCAGAGGUCAUUACUGUCCAAAAGGGUCUGGCACCCCCCAACCCUGCCCCCUUGGGUUCUACAGCAACUCUACAGGAAAUACCAAGUUGGAAGACUGCCUUCUGUGUCGUGCAGGAUAUUUCUGUGAUGGAACAGGGCUUGUAUCUCCUGCUGGUCUUUGUGACUUGGGAUUUUAUUGCAGCGGAGGAGCCGUUUCUCCAAGACCUGAUCUGGUCACCAGCAAAGGUGGUCGGUGCCCACCUGGCCACUAUUGUGUGAUGGGGAGUGAUAGACCACAGCCAUGCCCGGCAGGGAAGUAUAAUCCCUUCUGGGGAAUGGAUCAAUGUUUAGAUUGUCCAGAAGGGGCUUAUUGUGAUAUCGGUUCUGCCAACUACACCCACUGCCCAGCUGGUCAUUACUGCCCAAAGAACACCAAGUUUUCUACCCAGUUCCCUUGUCCUAGAGGGACCUAUAGUGACAUUUUGAGUAUCAGGACGGUGAAUGACUGCCAGCUAUGCCCCGCUGGGAAAUUUUGCUCCAAGCCCGGUUUGAUCAGCCCAGAUGGCAUCUGCAUGCCAGGAUGGUAUUGCCCACUUGGGUCAACAACAGGCAAGCCAAUAACUACAGGAAAUCACUCUGGUUCUCGUGGACAUAUUUUUUUUUCUAUUCCAGAAGCAGACUUAAUUCGAAGGUGUCAAGCGGGCUCAUUCUGUCCUGAAGCUUCUUCUGUUCCCAUUCUUUGUAGUCCAGGUUUUUACUGUGCAUCUUCUGAAUUGGCUGCUCCAUCUGGCCCAUGUGAUCCCGGCUUCUACUGUACUGGAGGCUCUACUCUGCCCAAUCCAACUGAUGGGAUAAUAGGAGACAUUUGUCCUCAAGGCUACUUCUGCCCUCAGGGAACAUCUUCCCCAGUUCCUUGCCCAGCAGGUUCGUUCUUAGCCCACCAAGGUGGACGGUCAAUCCAGGAUUGUCAUCUCUGCCUAGCAGGCUGGUUCUGUUCCCUCCGGGGCCAAACUUUUCCAGAGAAUUUGUGUACAGAAGGCUGGUUCUGUCCAGAGGGGUCAAUAUUUGACCAAAAUCCAGACCAACUUUGUCCUCUGGGUCACUAUUGUCCCCAAGGGAGUCCAAAACCUCAGCUGUGUCCUCCUGGUAAAUACCAAGAUGAAGUGGGCCAAAGUCUGUGCAAAAUCUGCCCUGCAGGAAAGUUCUGUGAUCCCAGUUUCCAAACACGAGUUCCCAGGAGUUCCCGAAUGACUUCUCCAGGAGUGAUCAACCCCAUGGACUGCCCGCCGGGAUACUAUUGCCUGUCAGGAACAAAAACGGCUAAGCAAUAUCCUUGUCUCGCUGGGACCUUCAGUAACCAGACCAGUCUGAGCAGCUUCAGGGAAUGUGAGCCAUGUCCUGGGGGCAAAUUCUGUGCCAGGCCAGGUUUAGUGACUCCCAGUGGCCCUUGUUUGCCUGGUUACUACUGUGUUCUGAAGGCCUGGAGACCAAAUCCUGUUCAAGAUGAAACUGGAAGUUUAUGUCCUGCAGGGCAUUUUUGUCCCUUGAGCAGCAACAGACCCACCCCAUGUCCCAAAGGAACAUUUCUCCCCCUACCUGGCAUGUUAUCUCAGAAUGCCUGUUUGCCCUGUCCUGGAGGAAGCUUCUGCCAAGGAGAAGGGCUGGCUGCUAUUUCUGGGAGGUGUCAGGCUGGUUUCUAUUGUGACUUGUCCUCUUCACGUCCCGAUCAAAACCUCUGUCCCCCUGGAUUCUAUUGUCCCCAAGGCACUGGGACCCCUGUUCCAUGCUUGCCAGGGACCAUCAAUCCCCAUAGUGGAAAAUGGGAUAUCACAGACUGCAAACUGUGCCCAGCCGGGAAUUUCUGCAGUGGGGCAGGAAAGACUGCUCCAGAAGGGAGUUGCUCUCCUGGCUUCUACUGCCCACCUGGCCAAGUCUCUUCCACUCCAUCUUCCCACCGGUGCCCACGUGGAUUUUAUUGCCUCGAGGGUUCUGUGGAUCCAGUCGCUUGUGAAAAGGGAACCUACCAAUCAGAAGAAGGGAAGGAAUCCUGUGGUCCCUGUCCUGUCCGAUUCUUUUGUGAGCCCACCAACAACAAUGAUGGCAUCCCAGUUUCUAAGCUGUGUCUUAUGGGGUAUUUUUGCCCACCUGGGACUGCUUCUAGCAGGGAGCAUCCAUGCCCCAGAGGUACCUAUGGACCCAAGGCUGGUGCGGCUGAUGAAUCUGAGUGUGAAUCCUGCCCAGCAGGCAUGUAUUGUUCAUCUCCUGGACUAUUUCAGCCAACCGGGCUUUGCCAUGAAGGCUAUUACUGCAGCAAAGGGGCAGUCAGCUCAACUCCCAUUAGGCACAGAGUGGAUUCUGCCUAUCCUUUGACAGGGAAUGACAUCUGUCCCAGAGGACAUUUUUGUCCCCCAGGCACUGGCUUUCCCAUGCCUUGCCCACCUGGCUCCUUUUCCACUAUGAUUGGCCUGAAAGCUGAGGGUGAAUGCCUUCCUUGCCCAGCAGGACACAUCUGCAGUCAGUCGGGGACAUCUGGCCUGUCCCAGAUGUUACCAUGUAAUGAAGGGUAUGUUUGCCUUGAAGGCAACUCUGUGCCCUGCCCUAAUGAUGGGAUACAUGGGUAUCGGUGCCCUAAAGGCUUCUACUGUCCCCAGGGCGCCAGCUCGGAAGUGCCCUGUGAGCCUGGGAUGUUUAGCCCCACUGAUGGAGCCAGUGUCUGCCUCCCUUGCCCAGCAGGAACUGCCUGUCGACGUGCUGCCAUGGUGGAACCAGCCAUCUGCCCUCGAGGGUAUUACUGCCCAGCCCAGACAGCCAUGCCCAUACCAUGUCCAGCCGGUUUGCUAAAUGCCCUGGAGGGAGCCUCAUCCUUCAAUGCUUGCAAGCCAUGCCCAGUUGGAAGCUACUGCAGGGGUGAUGCCAACUGGAAGCCUGAUGGUUUCUGCACUGCUGGGUUUUACUGUGCCGGGGGAGCAUUUGAUGCUGUCCCUCAAAGCUCACCUGAGUUUCCACUAAAUGGACCUUGCCCCCGGGGGCACUUUUGCCCAGAAGGCACUCCAUCUCCCAUCGCCUGUCCAGUGGGCACUCUGAAUAAUGGGACAGGUAGUGAAGGUUGUACAAAUUCACUCUUGGCUGGUCCUUUGAUGUGGUUCUCCAUGGAAAAACUGGGCAUCUUUUGA